Oncorhynchus tshawytscha (Chinook salmon) is the source of this 408-nucleotide messenger RNA. Its product is annotated as coiled-coil domain-containing protein 146-like. NCBI's taxonomy places the organism in Eukaryota, Metazoa, Chordata, Actinopteri, Salmoniformes, Salmonidae. The transcript has 3 exons. Bases 25 to 408 code for a protein of 127 amino acids. Gene Ontology annotation, cellular component: cytoskeleton. The record is from RefSeq and is a predicted model, not a curated record.
AAGGUGACCCUGGUGCUUCAUGAGAUGAGACAGAAGAGGGAGGAGCAGAAGCUGAACUUGGGCCGGCUGACCCACAUGAUCAACUACCAUGAACAGAACCUGCUACAGAUGAGGAAGAGCCACGACAACGCAGUGCAGAGUCGCAAUGACAGAGGGGUACAGUUGCUGGAGCGUGAGGAGGAGAUGUGUAUUUUCUACGAGAAGGUGAAUGUUCAGGAGGGCCUGAUCAGAGACGGUAACAUAGAGAUGCAGGCGCUGGAGGAGGAGACGCGCUGCCUGCAGAUGAUCACCAAGGAAGAAGGAAGACAGACAGCCCUCAGCAGGAAACUGGUGCCCUGCCAGAGGAGACUGAAGGGAGAGAGCACCAUGCUGCAGAUACAGCUGGCAGAGUGUAAGGAAAUAUGCUGA